AACACAAGAGCGUGUUUAACUCGAACCCUUAUUGUACAGUACAGGGAAGUCUUCAGUGAGCAAAACAAAAGCAAGCUAGCUAGCUGUAUAGAUUUCCUCUCAUUACACAGAAGUCAGACAUCUAGUUAUUUACUCAGUAUGGAAGAUCAGGAGAUGCAACUCAAAGUAAAACGAGUAACGGAUAAAUUUACGGAAAGCAUGUACGUGUUGGCCAACGAACCAUCGGUGGCACUUUAUCGUUUGCAAGAACACGUGAGGAGGUCACUGCCGGAGCUCGUGCAGCAUAAAACCGAUAUGCAGAGCUGGGAGGAACAGAGUCAGGGAGCCAUUUACACUGUGGAGUAUGCAUGCAGUGCAGUGAAAAGUAUGACAAACAGCAGCCUCUACUUCAAAAGCAUUGAGGGACUGCUCCGCCAGACCAUCAGCAUGAAAGACCACAUUAGCGCUACCCAAGGGCGCAGCUUUAGUGAAGCGACACCCCCUCCCUGCCCCCAUGACCCUUCACUGCCCCCAUCCUCCACCUCCUGACUUCUGAAGAGCUGUGUCCAAGGAAGAGAGCCGUGGAAGGCACCGGGCUGAAGGAGGGGGGAGAGAGGCACGGCUCUGGGGUCUGAAAGAUACUCCAGCUCCAGAGGACCAACAGCGGCAAACCUGGCAGCCAUCCCCAGGCACAGUGGAGCACUCCACCACUCUUAAGCACCAUCUGAAUUAUCCACCAGCCAAGCACCAGAAUAGAGAACCGCUUUCCCGGAAUGUUUUGCCACCUCUCUUGUGUGUGAGUGAGAGAAAGCAUACACUUGAAUGGGUAUUGAGGUGCAUGCCACUUAUAGGUGGUGAUUGAGGUGAGCCUCCCUCCUUUACAAUUAAGUACUUUGAAAUCAAUGAAAGGCCCUAUAUACUGUAUAUCCAGUUGAUUGUUCUUGCUCAGUUUGUUUUGAAGUGUUUGUGUUAAGUUCAGUUAAAGGCAGGGGACGUCCUUAAAAUGGCUGUGGUGUCCGAAUUGGUUUGACAUUCAUUCAUGCAGUCUUGCAGUGUUUUGGGAUUACUGAUGGCAGAACAGCAUUAAGUUACUCACAGUUACCUCAUUGUUUGGACUUUGGUGGAGGGUUUGGUGAGUAAAUCUGCUUUAGCCAGAUCAACAUUAGUAUUUGUACAGUUAUUUAUAAACUUAAGGACUGGAGUUUUAUUGAAUGUUUUAACCUGUGUAUAUUGCAAAGAAAAUCAACGAAUGCUUUGUUUAUAUGUGUAUGUUUAUUUACAUUGUGCAUUUAUUAAUAAAAAACAUGCCAAAAGUACAA
Messenger RNA from Anguilla rostrata (American eel), 1298 nucleotides. It is a transcript of the gene borcs8, whose product is annotated as BLOC-1 related complex subunit 8. The record is from RefSeq and is a predicted model, not a curated record. Gene Ontology annotation, cellular component: BORC complex. Lineage: Eukaryota; Metazoa; Chordata; Actinopteri; Anguilliformes; Anguillidae. Bases 139 to 528 code for a protein of 129 amino acids. The transcript has 6 exons.